Messenger RNA from Rhinolophus ferrumequinum (greater horseshoe bat), 2218 nucleotides. It is a transcript of the gene MPP4, whose product is annotated as MAGUK p55 scaffold protein 4. The transcript is spliced from 21 exons. The coding region runs from base 157 to 2064 and encodes 635 amino acids. Lineage: Eukaryota; Metazoa; Chordata; Mammalia; Chiroptera; Rhinolophidae. The record is from RefSeq and is a predicted model, not a curated record. Gene Ontology annotation, cellular component: adherens junction; plasma membrane. Gene Ontology annotation, molecular function: protein binding.
GUGUAGCUCAGGGCCUGACUUGCUCAAUAAAUGUUGUUGAAAAUAUAUUUCAAAGUGCUAAGAGCUGCAUGGCCAGUGUGAUUGAGUGAGCUAUGUGCUGCCUGUUGAAUUGCUCUCUCGUUCUGAUUCUUUCUGGAAGCUUGGGCAGAGAGGACAAUGCAGUCAGACAAAGGAGCAGGUCUGCCAGACAAGAAGGACAUGAAGCGUUCUCCGGCAUCCUAUCCAGAGAAUGGUCCCUCCCAAAUCCUAAGACUUGUGCUGCAAGAGCUGAAUCUGUUCUACAGCCGGGAUGUGAAUGGAGUGUGCCUCCUGUACGACCUUCUCCACUCCCCAUGGCUGCAAGCCCUGCUAAAGGUUUAUGACUGCCUCCAAGAAUUUAAGGAAAGGAAACUUGUUCCUGCCACACCCCACGCACAGACGUUAUCCUUUGAGGUAGUGGAGAUAUUACAUGCAACCUCUAGUUCCCCUGAGAUUCAAGAGCUGAAACAAAUCCUCCAGGCUCCACACUUUAAGGCCUUGCUCAGUGCCCAUGACACUGUAGCUCAGAAAGAUUUUGAACCCCUUCUCCCUCCACUGUCAGACAACAUCCCCGAGAGUGAGGAAGCAAUGAAGAUCAUUUGCUUGGUGAAAAACCAACAGCCCCUGGGAGCUACCAUCAAGCGCCAUGAGAUGACAGGGGACAUCCUGGUGGCCAGAGUCAUUCACGGUGGGCUGGCUGAGAGGAGUGGGUUGUUAUAUGCGGGAGACAAACUCGUAGAAGUGAAUGGAGUUUCAGUUGAGGGACUGGACCCAGAGCAAGUGAUCCGUAUUCUGGCCAUGUCUCGUGGCACUGUCAUGUUCAAGGUGGUUCCAGUUUCUGAUCCUCCUGUUAAUAACCAGAAGAUGGUGUAUGUUCGUGCCAUGACCGAGUACUGGCCCCGGGAGGAUCCCACCAUCCCCUGCGCAGAUGCCGGGUUGCCUUUCCAGAAGGGGGACAUCCUCCAGAUCGUGGACCAGAAUGAUGCCCUCUGGUGGCAGGCCUGGAAAAUCUCAGACCUUGAUACCUGUGCUGGCCUAAUCCCUUCUAACCACCUUCUGAAGAGGAAGCAACGAGAGUUCUGGUGGUCUCAGGCGUACCCACCUCACACCCAGCUCAAAUCAACCAUCUCGAUUUCUAUGGAAGAAGAAGAUGACAUGAAGAUUGAUGAGAAAUGUGUGGAAGCAGAUGAAGAAACAUUUGAAUCUGAGGAACUUUCAGAAGACAAGGAGGAAUUUGUUGGCUAUGGUCAGAAGUUCUUUAUCGCUGGUUUCCGCCGCAGCAUGCGCCUUGGCCGCAGGAAGUCUCACCUCAGCCAGCUGCGCGCCAGUGUGGGCUGCGCCAGCGGCUGCUACAAUCCGGUGGGUGCUGCUUAUGAGGAGGUGGUGAGGUACCAGCGACGCCCUUCCGACAAGCACCGCCUCAUAGUACUCGUGGGACCUUCUGGUGUUGGAGUAAAUGAACUGAGACGACAUCUUAUUGAACUUAAUCCUAACCAUUUUCAAAGUGCUGUGCCGCAUACUACUCGUUCCAAAAAGAGUUAUGAACUGGAUGGACGUGAGUAUCACUAUGUGUCAAAGGAAACAUUUGAAAGCCUCAUGUAUAGUCACAGGAUGCUCGAGUAUGGUGAGUACAAAGGCCACCUGUAUGGCACCAGUGUGGAUGCUGUUCAAGCUGUUCUUGAUGAAGGGAAGACCUGUGUCAUGGACUUAGAGCCUCAGAAUAUUCAAACAGCUCGAACCCAUGAACUGAAGCCCUAUUUCAUAUUUAUAAAGCCAUCUAACAUGAGUUGUAUGAAACAAUCUAGGAAAAAUGCCAAGAUCAUUACAGACUACUUUGUGGACAUGAAAUUCAAGGAUGAAGAUCUACAAGAGAUGGAGGAGUUAGCCCAAAAAAUGGAGACUCAGUUUGGCCAGUUUUUUGAUCAUGUGAUUGUUAAUGACAAUUUGCAAGAAGCAUGUGCCCAGUUGUUGUCUGCAGUUCAGAAGGCUCAGGAGGAGCCUCAGUGGGUACCAGCAACAUGGCUUUCCUCUGAUACUGAGUCUUAAGGGAGCCCUCUGCUUAAUAUUGCAGUUUUAGCAAUGUUCACCAGUUACAAAGUUCUGCAAUCUAAAACAGCAGUAUUUUCCCUCUUAAAAUGUAUGCAACUUAGUAAGUGCUGCAAAUCUUAUUUGAAAAAAAUAUAUUUGCAUUGUAUGGUUA